Messenger RNA from Sphaerodactylus townsendi, 2684 nucleotides. Its product is annotated as carboxypeptidase N subunit 2-like. The record is from RefSeq and is a predicted model, not a curated record. Gene Ontology annotation, molecular function: protein binding. Lineage: Eukaryota; Metazoa; Chordata; Lepidosauria; Squamata; Sphaerodactylidae. The coding region runs from base 71 to 2527 and encodes 818 amino acids. The transcript has 2 exons. Gene Ontology annotation, cellular component: plasma membrane.
UGCAGAUAAGGCGCGGGGCCUCUCCGGAGCGGCUCCAGUGCGGCAAAGUCGCCAGGGGCCGGGCAGCAGCAUGAAGGCCCCAACCCUUCUCCUCCUCCUCCUCCUCCUCUUCUUGGGAACUGGGGACAGUCAGACCCCCUGCAGGAGCGACCUGGAGUUCGGCUGCCCCAAGGCCAACCAAGACGUCUACACUAGCUUCAGAGACGUGACCGAGAUCCCGAAGUCGGUUCCUCCCGUCAUUUCUGAAAUGUUCUUCAUCCAAACCAGCCUUCUCAAAAUAAGGGAGGGGGCUUUCAGGAACAUGCCCAACCUGGUGAAGCUCCUGUUCAUUGGGAACAAUAUCCGGACCGUUGAGGUGGGAGCGUUUGAUAACUUAGGGAAACUGGAGGAGAUGGAAAUCUCGGGGGCACAGCUGGGCCUCCUCCCAGGCGGGGUCUUCCGAAACCUGCCUGCUUUGCAGAAGCUGAACCUGCGCGACAAUCAGGUCACGGGGCUCGGGGGUGGGCUCUUCCAAGGCCUUGAAAGCCUGACAGACCUUUAUCUCCACAUCAAUGAGAUCCCUUCUCUCCCCGAGGGCAUCUUUGAUGGACUUCCCAAACUCACCACCUUACACUUGGCAAAGAACAAGAUCUCAACCCUCCCAAAGGAUGUCUUCAAGCAACUGACUCGGCUGAAGACUCUUCGGCUGUAUGAAAACGAGAUCUCUGACUUCCCGGAGCAGAGCCUGGAGAACCACCAGGGCUUGAGGGAGCUCAGCCUCCAGCACAACAAGAUCCAAACUCUGCCACCCAACUGGCUGAAGAAUCUUCCCAACCUGGAGAAGCUUUUCCUGAACAACAACCGGAUCCGAGGCCUCCCAGCAGAGGCGUUCUUUGGACUAAGGAAAAUGAAGCAGCUGAAGUUGGCUUCCAACCAGAUAGAGAUGCUCCCCGGCCCGCUCUUUGGCCCGAUGCCUCUGCUCAAGGAGCUGGACCUCAGCGUCAACAACUUGCAGACUCUGCCUGCCGGUGUCUUUGCCAACCUGACAGCUGUCACCAAGCUCACCUUGUCCAGAAACCAGCUGGUGGGUUUGCCUGCAGGUGCCUUCAUGGGGCUUGACCACCUCGAGUGGCUCAGUUUGGAGAUGAACAAUCUCUCCUCUUUGGACAGCCUGCUGAGUUCUUCCCUCCCAGGACUAAAGACCCUCAAGGUCUCCAAUAACCGCCUGGAGAGCAUCCCCGUGGGCCUCUUCGACAGCUGGGGGAAGCUCAGCUCAGUGGCUCUCAGUGGGAACCCCUGGAGGUGUGACUGCCGUCUUCUCUAUCUCCACAGCUGGAUGAGAAACAACGCUUCCAAAGUUCAAGAUGCCAACAAGGCUGUCUGUGGAAGCCCUGAGGAUCUGGCUGGGAAGGAGGUCAGCGGACUCACUGAAGGCCAGCUCAUUUGCGUAACAACCACCCCCAGUUCAACCAUGCCCAUCCCUGUGGCCACAGCAGUUCCCUCAGCCACGGAAAUCUCUACAACUGCUGGUGCUGCUUCCACCCCCCUCAAGACUCCAACCACAGCCUCUGAAAUCACAACCACCACUGGGAGGUCCACCAGAAUUCCACAGACCACAUCCACCGUCAAGACAACCCUUGAAAUCACCAGUGUGGGCCACACCACGGCUUCUGAAAUUGUGACCACCACAGAGAGGUCCACCAGAGUUCCACAGACCACACCCACUGUCAAGACAAUCCUUGAAAUCACCCCCACCCCCCAAGUAACCAGUGCUGGCAAGAGCCACACCACAGCCUCUGAAACCACUCAUGUCGGCAGUUCCGUGAUCUCACCCGGCCCGGCCACGGAGCCAUCACGGACCAGUAUGGCGGCUGUGAGGCCAGCCCCAACUCCUCAGGCCACCAGUCCAGUCAGGACGUCCAUAGGAACCCUUGAUACAACCGUAUGGACUGGCAAAUCACUUGUGACAACCACAGCCACUAACCAGAGGCCCAUCACAACACCUGCACUGGAGAUCACACCUGUGGAGACAUUCUCCUCCAUGGGGGGGUCUGUUCUAGCCAGCACGCCAGGGUGUUUGAGCCGCACCAGCCCCAGGAACGAGUGCCCUUCCAGUUCCUGGAUGGCAGAACUGGCGACUGAACAAGAACGACGAACCCCCACCAGGGCAGCUGCCCCCUUCCCCUCUGCAGAGACCCAAGCGGAGGCAUCUGUGGCUGGCGUGGCCACAACACUGCCGCAGCCCGCAAUGGACGGUGCCUCUCCCAGUCCGCCACGGUCGUCCCGCCCGACCUCUGGGCCCCGUGGCACAAACAGGGCCCCUUCCUCCCGGUCCCUGCUCCACGCCUGGGGCUUCUCACUGAGCUCCAGCCACCGGUAUUGCCCUCUCUUUCUCACGCUGUACCUAUCCGUGCUGCUUGUUGAGAUCUGCUGUGCAGUUGCUUUGGCCAGGUUUCUGUGCGUGUUGUGCAACACCAGGCACCCGCGACAUCUGCCAUCAGGGCCCAUCAAGCUGACGAGCGUCCAGCACAGGAAAUGGAGGCUUUGAGGGGGUCGGGGUGGCUUGAGAAGAAGCCCUCGGAGAGGUGGGGCAUCUCUGGGGUUGUCAGAGGCUGCCUCAGAAGUCCCUGCAGGGGCUCCCUUGCUAUCGCUGCCUGGAAUCAGGACAGAGAGGCCCUGUGUGCGAAUUCACCUGCCCAUUCAUG